AUGUUGUACCAGCGGAAGCGCUCGCGAAAAGUUACCUCAACGACCAGCGGUAGGAGAUGUAAACAGUGGAAGUCUCCUUACAGAAUCGAUUUCGAACACUUCGACAAACACUACUUCGUCAUACCGAUCCACAACAAGGACCGAUGGUAUAAGGCGUGCAAUAAACAGAUCAACCGGGAAUGGAAGCGUGUCCGGGGCGAUCAGUUGAAAUCCCUCGAAUGUUGCGAGGAAAUGCCCACCAGCCUGACGCUGGCCAGCGGAUGGACUGACCGCGUCCAAGUGCUCGCCCUCUGCUCCAUCUCGCGCAUUCCAUCCUGUGCCAAGCGCUGCCUACUGGAGGUGAUCGUGACGCAGGACUAUUGCUACUACCUGAACAUCGAGCACAUUUUCGUGUCACUGCGCGAUCAGAACGUGUUCCGGGGUAAGUUUCGGUACACGUUCACGCGCAAUCUCUCUUACCGUGAGCUGCUCGAGUGGGCCAUCGAACCGCCAAAGGGUGUCUCUAAGUUUAUCCUCGCCGGAAGCCCACGUGAAUGGAUCGAGCAGCAGUACGCGUCGUCCGAGGAGGAUCUGUACAACCAGCGACAGAAUUGUUACUACUAUUACUAUUACAACGAAGAGGAGGACGACGACACGUACCAGGAUUAUUAUAAUUACACCAAGAAACGAGUCGCUUAUGAUGGCCCCCCUCCGCCAACAUCCAAUGAGCCAUACUUUGUCGUACCGAUCCAUCGAUACCCCGAGCUGAAGGAGCAGUGCGUCCGGUUGAUCAAUACCGAGUGGCCACGCUCUCGGAUGGCCCGGUUCUGGAGCUUCGAGACGUCCACCGAUACCCUGCCGAUCACGUUCGUCCUAACGCAGCUCAUCGAUGGUGAAAUCGUAGUGCUUGGACACGCCAAAGUAUCUCCGGUGCCAGCGGACGACACAUCCGCCUAUGUCGAAUCGGUCGUCGUUGACUAUCGCUACAGGGGUCGAGGCAUCGGUACGCAUCUGAUGAACGAAAUCGAAAAGUACUGCAAGUCGGUGAUGGCGAUCAACCACAUGUACAUCGCCACCGAUGGCCAGGAGGUGUUCUACGCCAAACUCGGGUAUAUUUUCUGCAAGGCGAUCAACAUCUUCGGCACCCGGUCGACACGGAACACCGUCAGCAAGAAGCACUGGAUGCGGAAGGUUCUCUCCGACUGGGAACCGUACCCGAUGGGUUACGGUGAUGCCGUCGAGGCGGGGCCGGAAGAGACGGAACCGAUUGAGGUUCAACCGCCGGAGAAAAUCUGUGUCGACCAGCUGAUCUGGAACAUUCGCAACAUCGUUUACAACCAGACCGGUGUGACGUACCGCCGUGGUGAUGUAGGGUCACGUGAGGAGAAGGUUUGCGAUUUACUGAUCAAAAUGCACGCCAUUUAA
Molecule: messenger RNA, 1404 nt
Organism: Anopheles coustani
Lineage: Eukaryota; Metazoa; Arthropoda; Insecta; Diptera; Culicidae
Exons: 3
Coding region: 1-1404 (467 amino acids)
Biological process (GO): protein acetylation
Cellular component (GO): cytoplasm
Molecular function (GO): acetyl-CoA binding; N-acetyltransferase activity
Source: RefSeq, a predicted model, not a curated record